AUGGCGUCUAUCAUCGAGUUGCUCAGCCGGGCUGAGAGGCAGUCCACGAAGAAUUGUACUAUUGAUACUUGCCCCGUCAGCAGCUCGGUCUACGGCUACUACCCAAACAAGCCUGUGACUCUUAUUCUGGUCGUCCUCUUUGGACUCUCGAUGAUUGCACAUAUCGUUCAGGGCCUCAGAUCAAGAUCUUGGACCUUUCUGGUCGCAUUAGGAAUUGGAUGUUUUGGGGAGAGUGUUGGAUAUGUUGGCCGUUACUUGCUGAGAAGCGAUCCUUGGAGUCGGGCAUAUCUCGGAAUUCAGCUUGUUUGUUUGACAGUAUCGCCGGCGUUCAUUGCUGGUGGCAUCUAUCUCACUCUGAAGCAUGUUAUUAUCAUUUACGGCUCAAGAUUCUCUCGAAUUGCUCCGAGGUUGUACACUUGGAUCUUUGUUAGUUGCGAUAUCUUGUCGAUUCUCAUUCAGACAUCUGGAGCAGUCAUCGCCUCCCGAGGAACCGGUAAAGUCAGCACUGGCAACAACGUGAUGAUGCUUGGACUUGUACUCCAAGUUGUGACCCUCGCCAUCUUUGGCGGCAUGGCUCUUGACGUUUAUUUCCGCAUAAAGAAAUUCUCCGGGCAACACAACGAGUCUAAUCGUGCUCUUCGACACUCUAAGCGCUUCAAGUGGCUUCUGAUCUCCAUCUUUAUAUCGUAUAUCGCUAUCUUCCUACGCUGCAUCUACCGUAUCGCUGAGAUGGCUGGAGGCUGGAGGAAUCCCAUUAUGCAGGAUGAAGUAUCGUUCAUCAUCCUCGAUGGUGUGUUGUGCUGGAUUGCCGUGUUGGUGUUGAAUAUCUUCCAUCCUGGAUUCUUAUUCAAGGAGUCUUACGCUACAAUCCAAAGGGAGAAGGAUGUUCAAUCUGAGACGCCCACUGAUCACGAGGCUCCUUUGGAAUCUGUGCCUAUGGCCACGAAGGCUUAG
Messenger RNA from Cadophora gregata, 954 nucleotides. RefSeq lists its product as uncharacterized. NCBI's taxonomy places the organism in Eukaryota, Fungi, Ascomycota, Leotiomycetes, Helotiales, Ploettnerulaceae. The record is from RefSeq and is a predicted model, not a curated record. Gene Ontology annotation, cellular component: fungal-type vacuole; plasma membrane. The transcript has 4 exons. The coding region runs from base 1 to 954 and encodes 317 amino acids.